GCGGGUGCCGGCCCGAGUCACGUGACGGCGGCAGUAUGGCGGCGCCGUGGCGGUGGCGGCCGCUGGGAAGGCGGCUCUUCCGGGUGAGGGGACUCUGAGCGACCCGCUGCCGGCCCCGCCGCCCCGCUCCCGCCAUGGAGCCCCCGGCCCGCGAGCAGGACGCCCGCACCAAGAGCAUGUUUGUGUCGCGGGCCCUGGAGAAGAUCCUGGCGGAGAAGGAGGCGAAGCGGCCCCCGCACGGGCAGCUGCGGAGAGCCUGCCAGGUGGCGCUCGAUGAAAUAAAAGCGGAGCUGGAAAAGCAAAGAGAAGGCACUGCUGAUCCACCAAAAGCAAACUUCAUCGAAGCAGAUAAAUAUUUCCUGCCGUUUGAGCUGGCCUGCCAGUCAAAGUCCCCGCGCAUUGUCAGCACUUCGCUGGACUGUUUACAGAAACUCAUUGCAUACGGACAUAUCACUGGCAAUGCUCCAGACAGCGGAGCUCCUGGGAAACGGCUGAUUGACCGAAUAGUUGAAACCAUUUGCAACUGCUUUCAGGGUCCUCAGACAGAUGAAGGGGUACAACUGCAGAUCAUUAAGGCUCUCCUCACUGCAGUAACGUCUCCGUAUAUAGAAAUUCAUGAAGGAACGAUUCUUCAGACGGUUCGAACCUGCUACAACAUCUAUCUGGCCAGUAAAAAUCUUAUUAACCAGACAACUGCCAAAGCCACCCUUACGCAGAUGUUAAAUGUCAUUUUCACACGGAUGGAAAAUCAAGCUAUACAGGAGUCCAGAGAAGCAGAAAAGGCGCAUCAGCAGACGUGGCCGGGUGCCGCGGCUCCGCUGGUGAGCAGGUCUCCGAGGACGGGCGUGCAGCACGGCCACCAGGAGGGCACGCCGGCCGCGCCGGGCCGCGCAGAGCUCCCCAACGGCGAGCCCGAGCACGGAGACGGGAAACCGGAGCAGGAUCCCGCUCUUCCGGCAUCAGAGGAAACAACUGAUGAAGGGAAGGAGAUGGUUAAAAGCAUCUUGGAAGAUGUGGUCAAGUCAGCUGUGAAAGUGGCUGAAGAGAAGCAGGUGACAGAAACAGUGAAGGCUCUGCCUUCGUUAGAGACUGCAGACAUUGCUCUUCCUGGCUCUAGUAACGAAAACGUACAAACAAAUGGGAUUCCAGAUGAUGGGCAGUCUGUUUCCUCCACUGAUAAUCUGGAAAUGGAUGUAUCUGGGCAUCCCGCGGCUGCCAGGUUUUCCCAUAUUCUCCAGAAGGAUGCCUUCCUGGUGUUCAGGUCCCUGUGCAAGCUCUCCAUGAAACCACUGGGUGACGGACCACCAGACCCCAAAUCCCAUGAAUUGCGUUCUAAGAUAGUGUCUCUGCAGCUUCUCCUCUCAGUGCUGCAGAAUGCUGGCCCGGUUUUCAGGACACACGAAAUGUUCAUCAAUGCGAUCAAGCAAUAUCUUUGUGUAGCGCUGUCUAAAAACGGAGUCUCUUCUGUUCCUGACGUGUUUGAGCUCUCGCUCGCCAUCUUUCUCACGCUGCUGUCAAAUUUUAAGACCCAUUUAAAAAUGCAGAUUGAGGUGUUCUUCAAAGAGAUCUUCCUGAAUAUUCUAGAAACUUCUUCAAGCUCCUUUGAACACAAAUGGAUGGUGAUUCAGACGUUAACUAGAAUUUGUGCAGAUGCCCAGUGUGUAGUGGAUAUUUAUGUUAACUAUGACUGUGAUUUAAACGCUGCUAAUAUAUUUGAGCGCCUUGUAAAUGAUUUGUCCAAAAUCGCGCAGGGACGAAGCGGGCAUGAGUUGGGAAUGACACCUUUGCAGGAACUAAGCCUAAGGAAAAAAGGACUUGAAUGCUUGGUUUCUAUUUUAAAAUGCAUGGUAGAAUGGAGCAAAGAUCUUUAUGUGAACCCCAACCAUCAGGCUAGCUUGGGUUCGUAUAAACCGCCGGAGCAGGAAGGGGCUGAAGGCAGGUGCUCUGACGGCGCGGGCAGGCGGAGCAGCGUCAGCUCGCUGGACUCUACCGUGUCGGGAGUGGGGAGCGUCGGCACCCAGACCACAGUCCCAGAUGAUCCUGAGCAAUUCGAAGUCAUCAAGCAACAGAAAGAAAUAAUCGAACAUGGGAUAGAACUGUUUAAUAAAAAACCGAAGAGAGGAAUACAGUACCUGCAGGAGCAGGGCAUGCUUGGCACCACGGCGGAGGACAUGGCCCAGUUCCUGCACCAAGAGGAGCGGCUCUGUUCUACUCAAGUAGGGGAAUUUCUUGGGGAAAGCAACAAGUUUAACAAGGAAGUGAUGUAUGCCUAUGUAGACCAGCUUGAUUUCUGUGGAAAGGACUUUGUCUCUGCUCUACGUAUAUUUCUGGAAGGUUUUCGUCUGCCAGGUGAAGCCCAGAAGAUCGAUAGAUUAAUGGAGAAGUUUGCUGCUAGAUAUAUUGAAUGCAACCAACGGCAAACGCUGUUUGCUAGCGCUGACACGGCCUAUGUGCUGGCGUACUCCAUUAUCAUGCUGACGACGGACUUGCACAGUCCACAGGUAAAAAAUAAAAUGACAAAGGAGCAAUACAUUAAAAUGAAUCGAGGAAUCAAUGACAGUAAAGACCUGCCAGUAGAGUAUUUAUCCACAAUCUAUGAAGAAAUAGAAGGAAAGAAAAUUGCCAUGAAAGAGACAAAAGAAUACGCAAUUACAACCAAAUGUAGUAAACCAAGUGUAGCGAAUGAGAAGCAGCGGAGGUUGUUGUACAACCUGGAGAUGGAACAAAUGGCUAAAACAGCCAAAGCGCUUAUGGAGGCCGUAAGCCACGCAAAGGCUCCUUUUACGAGUGCCACUCACCUGGAUCACGUCAGGCCCAUGUUCAAGCUCGUAUGGACUCCGCUGCUGGCAGCGUACAGCGUUGGCUUGCAGAACUGCGACGACACGGAAGUUGCCUCCCUUUGUUUGGAAGGAAUACGAUGUGCAGUUAGAAUAGCCUGUAUCUUUGGAAUGCAGCUUGAACGAGAUGCUUAUGUACAGGCGCUUGCUCGGUUUUCCUUGUUGACUGCCAGCUCCAGUAUUACAGAAAUGAAACAGAAGAACAUAGAUACCAUUAAGACACUUAUUACGGUUGCUCACACAGAUGGCAACUACCUUGGGAACUCUUGGCAUGAGAUCUUGAAAUGUAUUAGUCAGCUGGAACUGGCACAGCUGAUAGGAACUGGAGUGAAGACUCGGUAUUUAUCUGGCUCUGGGCGAGAGCGGGAGGGAAGCGUCAAAGGCUACGCGUCCGGAGGGGAAGAGUUUAUGGGCCUGGGGUUAGGUACCCUGGUGGGGAGCGGGGCCGACAGACGGCACAUGGCGAGCAUUCAGGAGUCGGUGGGAGAGACCAGCUCCCAGAGCGUGGUGGUGGCGGUCGACAGGAUAUUUACGGGGUCAACGAGGCUGGAUGGAAACGCAAUAGUUGACUUUGUCCGGUGGCUGUGUGCUGUGUCCAUGGACGAGCUGGCCUCCCCACACCAUCCGCGCAUGUUCAGCCUGCAGAAGAUAGUGGAGAUAUCGUACUACAACAUGAACCGCAUCAGGCUGCAGUGGUCGAGGAUUUGGCACGUGAUUGGAGACCACUUCAAUAAGGUUGGAUGUAACCCUAAUGAGGAUGUCGCCAUCUUUGCAGUGGACUCAUUAAGGCAGCUGUCAAUGAAGUUUCUUGAGAAGGGAGAGUUAGCCAACUUCCGCUUCCAGAAAGACUUCCUAAGGCCUUUUGAGCAUAUUAUGAAGAAAAACAGAUCUCCAACUAUUCGGGACAUGGUGAUACGCUGUAUUGCUCAGAUGGUGAAUUCUCAGGCUGGUAACAUUCGUUCAGGAUGGAAGAAUAUCUUUGCAGUCUUUCAUCAAGCAGCGUCAGACCACGAUGGGAACAUUGUGGAGCUGGCCUUCCAAACCACGGCACACAUAGUUACAAAUAUCUUUCAACAGCACUUUCCAGCAGCGAUUGACUCGUUUCAGGAUGCAGUGAAGUGUCUUUCUGAGUUCGCCUGUAACGUUGCGUUUCCGGACACUAGCAUGGAAGCUAUUAGGCUUAUUCGGUAUUGCGCUAAAUAUGUUUCAGAACGACCACAGGUAUUACGAGAAUACACAAGCGAUGACAUGAACGUUGCUCCUGGGGACAGAGUGUGGGUCAGAGGAUGGUUUCCCAUUUUAUUUGAACUUUCUUGUAUCAUCAAUCGUUGCAAAUUAGAUGUUCGAACAAGGGGCUUGACAGUGAUGUUUGAAAUAAUGAAGAGCUAUGGCCAUACCUUCGAAAAGCACUGGUGGCAAGAUCUGUUCAGAAUUGUCUUUAGGAUUUUUGAUAACAUGAAACUCCCUGAACAACAGACAGAGAAAUCGGAGUGGAUGACCACUACAUGCAACCAUGCACUUUACGCCAUCUGUGAUGUAUUUACGCAAUUUUAUGAAGCUUUAAAUGAGAUCCUCCUUCCUGACAUACUUGCACAGUUACACUGGUGUGUAAAACAAGAUAACGAGCAGUUGGCUCGAUCAGGUACAAACUGCCUAGAAAACCUGGUAAUACUGAAUGGACAGAAAUUCAGCCCUGAAGUCUGGGGCCAGACAUGCAAUUGUAUGCUGGAAAUCUUCAAAACUACUAUUCCUCAUGUCUUGCUGACAUGGAGGCCGGCGGGAAUGGAGGAAGAUUUGGCCGAAAAGCACUUGGAUUUCGACCUAGAUCACCAGUCUCUGAGCAGCAUGGAUAAAAAUGCUUCAGAAAGAGGGCAAAGUCAAUUUUCAAAUCCAACAGAUGAGAGCUGGAAAGGUGGUCCUUAUACAAACCAGAAGCUAUUUGCUGGCCUCCUUAUCAAGUGUGUGGUGCAGCUGGAAUUGAUACAGACCAUUGAUAAUAUAGUGUUCUAUCCAGCAACCAGCAAGAAGGAGGAUGCUGAGCACAUGGCUGCAGCUCAGCGAGAUUCUCUGGAUGCAGACAUCCACAUUGACACAGAAGAUCAAGGAAUGUAUAAGUACAUGUCUUCACAUCACCUCUUUAAGUUACUAGAUUGUCUGCAGGAGUCUCAUUCAUUUUCAAAAGCCUUUAAUUCAAAUUACGAACAGCGAACUGUGUUAUGGAGAGCAGGGUUCAAGGGUAAAUCAAAACCCAAUCUCUUAAAGCAAGAGACCAGCAGCUUGGCUUGUUGCCUGAGAAUCCUCUUCCGAAUGUACGUGGACGAAAGCCGCCGGGACGCGUGGGACGCGAUCCAGCAUCGGCUGCUGAGUGUGUGCAGUGAAGCCCUGGCGUACUUUAUCACUGUGAACUCAGAAAGCCACAGAGAAGCUUGGACCAAUCUCCUGCUGCUGCUUCUAACAAAAACAUUGAAAAUCAGUGACGAGAAGUUUAGGGCACACGCUUCAACGUAUUAUCCAUACUUGUGUGAAAUCAUGCAGUUCGACCUGAUCCCUGAGCUCCGAGCUGUGCUGCGCAAGUUCUUCCUCCGUAUCGGGGUCGUGUUCAAAAUCUGCGUCACCGAGGAGCAGAUACGGCCGGCCGGGAUGAACUUACCCUCGUGGUAGCCCGAAGCAGGGUUGGUCACUGGGCCUUGUACAUGCAGCGAUGUUCUGGGGGUGGAUUAAAGCGGGUGGGAAGAAAUGGGACCCUGGUGUAUUGACACAGCAAGUUGCUCUUACCACAAUGGCAUUCGGGGAGGAGGAAGGAAGUCCUGUUCUGUCCAUCCUACAAAACUAUCAGCAGUUUUACUUAAAUUAUUGCUUACAAAGUUAAUACAGUAGAUGUAAAGUCCCUUUGUUUCGAUGCUUGUCAUCCUUAUGAUCAAGUCUGUCUCUUCUAGUCUGUUAUCAAUUGUUCGGUCUUGCAUCCCAGCUAAAUCCGAUCAAUCGGCUGGACUCCUCAGCAAAAUUACGCCCCUUGGAAAUAAUGAAUAUAGUUGUAUAGCCUUGUGAUGUCAGCACAUGUGUUCAUAAUAAACUGUACUGCAGUGGCUGAAGACCA
Columba livia (rock pigeon) is the source of this 5934-nucleotide messenger RNA. It is a transcript of the gene ARFGEF2, whose product is annotated as ADP ribosylation factor guanine nucleotide exchange factor 2. Gene Ontology annotation, molecular function: guanyl-nucleotide exchange factor activity. Bases 135 to 5498 code for a protein of 1787 amino acids. The record is from RefSeq and is a predicted model, not a curated record. The transcript is spliced from 39 exons. NCBI's taxonomy places the organism in Eukaryota, Metazoa, Chordata, Aves, Columbiformes, Columbidae. Gene Ontology annotation, biological process: regulation of ARF protein signal transduction.